UCUCACCUCUCUCCUCCUCGCCCCCUUUCCCACCGAUUACUGUGGUCGAUCUUCUCCCCGGCGGACAAGACCCUCCCACACCCUCCUCUUUUCCACGCACCCCCCCCUCCCUCACCUCCCAGCCAUGUUUAAGGCUGCCUCUCGUUUGGCUUCCUCCGGCGGGCUGGCCGCUGCCCAGCUUGGCCGAUCGGCGGCCUUCCGGCCGGCCCUGUCCGCGACGCGUGCAUUCUCCGAGACCGCGGCCAAGAUGGCCGCCGUCAUGGCCGAGCCUGCGAUCGCCGUCGACCAGCCCGAGCCCGUGGAGCGUGUGGCCACCCUGACUCCCGGGGCCCACCUGCUGAAUGGGGCCUUCCGCGUGGAGGGGGCAGUCCGUCUGCCGGCUUUCGACGCCGCGGCCGUCCACUUGCGUCAUGUUGCCACCGGUGCCGAGCAUGUUCACAUCGCGCGUGACGACCCGAACAACAGCUUCUCUGUUGCCUUCAAGACACCGCCCUAUGACAGCUCCGGCACGCCGCACAUCCUGGAGCACGUCACCCUCUGCGGCUCGGCCAAGUACCCCGUUCGCGAUCCGUUCAUGAAGAUGCUCACCCGCUCGGUGGCCAACUUCAUCAACGCCAUGACCGACAACGACCUCACGAUGUACCCCUUCUCCACGCACAACCCCCAGGAUUAUCGGAACCUGAUGUCGGUUUACCUGGACUCGACCUUCUUCCCUCGCCUGGCGCUGGAUGACUUCCGUCAGGAAGGCUGGCGUCUGGAGCACGCCACCGUCGAGGACGAGAAGUCACCCAUCGUCUUCAAGGGUGUCGUUUUCAACGAGAUGAAGGGUGUCAUGUCCGACGUGUCGACUCUCUUCCAACAGCACCUGUCCAGCCAGCUGUUCCUCGGCACCCCGUACGAGUUCAACUCCGGUGGUGAGCCGGCCGUCAUUCCGGAGCUGACGCACGAGCAGCUGGUCGACUUCCACAAGAAGUGCUACCAGCCUUCGAACGCCCGCUUCUACACCUAUGGCGCCCUGCCGCUCGAGGGUAUCCUCCAGCAGAUCCAGACCGAGGUGUUUGACCGGGUCCCUGCGGAUUAUGUCCCCUCGACGGCAAACCCAGCCACUCGCAAUGAGUUUGUCGACCCGGCCACCGCGUCCCCCCGCACGGUUGAGGUCGGCUACCCCUCCGACAGCGACUCCUCUGGCCACUACGUCAGUGUGGCCUUUGUCACCAACCCGAUCGAGGAUUGCUAUGCUUCCUUCGAGAUGCGUGUUCUUUCGGACCUCCUUACCUCGGGCCCGACUUCCCCCAUGUACAAGGCUCUCAUCGAGUCGGACAUCGGAUCGGACUUCGCUCCUGGUGUCGGGGUCUCCUCUCAGCAGCGCGAGACUGCCAUUGCGAUUGGUGUGCGUGGGGUGGAGACUCGUGCCGAAUGUGACAAGGUGGAGGGCAUCAUCUUCGAUACCCUGCGCGACGUUUGCAAGACCGGCUUCCCGGCCGAGCGCAUCGAGGCUGUCAUGCACCAGAUGGAGCUCAGUCUCAAGCAUCAAUCGACCGAGUUUGGCCUGAACCUUGGCCUUGGCCUGAACAACCCCUGGAUCCAUGGUGCUUCGCCGCUGACGGUCCUUCAGUUUGAGAACUAUGGCGACCGCCCGCGUGCCGCUCUCCAGGAGGACCCAGACCACCUGCUGAAGCUCCUGCGCAAGCAGCUUCUGGAGAACAACCGCCGCGUGACGCUGGUCAUGUCGCCGGAUGUGGGCAUGAAGCAGCGUCAAGCCGAGGCCGAGAUGGAGCUCCUGCAAGGGCGCCUGCUCCAAUUGUCGGCCUCGGACAAGGGUCGUAUCUUUGAGGAGGGCCUGAAGCUGAAGAAGCUCCAGGAGUCCGAGCAGGAUAUUUCGAUCCUUCCGAACAUUCAGCUGGAGGAUAUGCCAUCUCGGAACACCUUCUACGGCUUUGAUGGCCCGGCUGAUACCCAGGCCCGGGUGCCGGUUUUCACCACCCACCAGCCAACCAAUGGCGUGGUCUAUCUGAACACCAUCCAAACCCUCUCGUCGGAGACCUUCCUUAAGUCCAAGCCGGCCGCCUCGUCCCGAGCCCUGCUGGCUCCCUUCAAGAAGGCUGACCCGGCGACGGAGCUGCACAAGUCCCUCGACCGGACCGGUUUGGUCCCCUACCUGCCGAUUUAUGCGCAGGCACUCACCUUUAUGAGCACCGAGAAGCGUAGCUACGGCCAGGUGUCCGACGAUAUCGACCUUUACACGGGCGGCCUGUCCUUCAAUCCGUUCCUGCGGAACCACCCCGCAAAGCGGAAUGUCUUCGAAUUUGGUCUCGCCUCAAGCACCUUCGCCCUCAGCCGGAAUGUGCCCCAGAUGAUGGACCUCAAGGUGGACACCGGCCUGCAGACGGACUUCUCCGAUCGCCAGCGCUUGCGCCACCUGGUGGAGCAGCUGGCCUCGGAUACCGAUGAGCAGCUGUCGCGUUCUGGGCACUCGAUCGCCGCCAAUGCCGCGGCCUCCCUGCUGGAUGAUGUUUCCUUCGGCAUGUAUGCGGCCAUGGGCGGUUGCGAUCAAUUGGCCCUGCUUGAUGUUUUGUCCCAGCCAUCGGCCGAUAUGGAUCGCCUGGCUGAGACCCUUCUGCAGAUUGACCGUCUGGUCAAGGCUGACGCCGGGGUGACUGCUGAUGGCAGCAACACCCCCCUCGGGGCGAAGUCCAUGCGUGCUCUGCUGACUGCCUCGCCCGAGACCAUGCCCGCGGCGCUGGAUGCCGUGGCUCCGGCUCUCGGACGGUUUGCAACCACCACCACCGGGGUCUUCCGCAAUGUGGUGGCUCCAAGCGGCGCGGCUACCCUGCCUCCGGCGCUGACCCGGGCAGAGACCGAUCAUUACCUCAAGACCGCGGCCGGUCAGCCCGGCCGGCGGAAUGUCUUCCUCGCGCACCCACUCCCGAUCAACCACUGUGCUCGGGUGUUCCAGACCCGGCAGUUCCUGGCUCCGGCCAGCGCCGCCGAUGUCGCGGCCCUGGAGCAGCUGGAUCCACACACUUCCGGCCCGCUGCCGGUGGACCUCUUCGGUGGGGCACACCUGCCGGUCCGCCAGUCGGUGGCUCUGUCACUGGCAUGCCAGAUGCUCUCGCGGCAGUUCCUCCACCGUGAGAUCCGGGAGAAGGGCGGUGCCUAUGGGUCUGGCGCCUACUUUGACUCCUCGCGUGGGCUCCUGGUCAUGACUUCCUACUUCGAUCCCCAUGUGGUGGAGACUCUGAAUGUGUUUGAUCAGGCGCAUGAUUGGCUCCUGAACACCGGCCCCGAUGCCGGCUGGGAUGAGAGUGACCUGCGUGCGGCCAAGCUGGCGCUGCUUGGGUCGCUGGACAGCCCGCAAAGCCCGUCGGCCCGGGCGGUGGAUCUCUUCCGCGGGGCUGGCCUCGUGUCUGAGGCCAUCCAGCAGGAGAUGCGCCAGGCCAUCUUCGACUUGUCGGCUGAGGAGUUGCGCGACGUCUACCGCCAGUAUGUGGCAAAUGCCGGGGCCGACUCGGUGGCCACCGCUGUCCUGGGCGACCGCCAGAAUGCUCAGCAUCUGGCCGCCGGGACUCCCGGUGCCCAGCGCCAUGGUACUUUCGACGUGCGCCAGGUUCUCCCCUCGCGUGCCUAAGUGUUCCUUCGGCCCCGGGCAUUUUAAGAUGCAUUCCCUCUGUCUUUGCCUCCUUCUCUCUCUCUCUCUC
Molecule: messenger RNA, 3698 nt
Organism: Fonticula alba
Lineage: Eukaryota; Rotosphaerida; Fonticulaceae
Exons: 12
Coding region: 125-3628 (1167 amino acids)
Biological process (GO): protein processing
Cellular component (GO): mitochondrial matrix
Molecular function (GO): metal ion binding
Source: RefSeq, a predicted model, not a curated record